AUGUGGGUAACAUGCACAGUCUUUGCUUUGAGCAUGUUUUAUGCAGCAGCUCAGGAGGUGACAAACAGGACGGUAGCUUUGGAUAUUGAGAAUAUCGAGAACGUGCCAGACGUUACGAAAAUCGUCAACUUAAAAGAUGUGUAUGCGAGAAAAGUCUUUUUCGCCAGGGACUGCGAUGAACUCUACCAGAUGGGCUACCGUAAACACGGUCUUUAUAUAAUCCGGCCAGAUAACUCCAUCAUGAUUGUGGUCCAGUGCUACAUGCAUGACUGUGGUGGGUGGACGGUUAUCCAGAAGAAUAGCUUUAACACGGAGAUCACGUGGACUGUUGCUUGGAAAACAUACAAAUUCACGUUCGGCAACAUGGCAUCUGACCAUUGGCUCGGCCAUUACUAUAUACACCUGCUAACAGUGCAGAAAUGGAACAAAGUAAAGAUUAUUCUGGUCGAUUCUAAAAACACAACCAGGUACGCAGAGUAUGACAGUAUCUAUGUGAAGGAUGAAGAUCACGGGUACCAGCUGCGACUAGGCACCUACAGCGGUGAUGCCGGUGACUCUAUGACUUCCAAUUCCCUCAGAAACAUGCAUGACAACAUGAAGUUUUCCACCCACGACCGCGACAAUGAUCGAAGCUACAAUAAGAACUGUGCUGACAAAGAGGGAGGAGGUUGGUGGUAUGACUCGUGCUAUGUUGCCCAACUCAAUAAGCAAAACGGAAUCCACUGGGCAACGUUAUGUGACCAUAACUGCAGACAGUCCAUUAUUAUGAUAGCACCUAUCCAAAUGCACUGUUAUCGGGUCUAGGUGAUAAGUCAAGGAGGUAU
This is a messenger RNA of Pelobates fuscus (common spadefoot toad), 824 nucleotides long. Its product is annotated as fibrinogen-like protein 1-like protein. NCBI's taxonomy places the organism in Eukaryota, Metazoa, Chordata, Amphibia, Anura, Pelobatidae. Bases 1 to 804 code for a protein of 267 amino acids. The transcript has 2 exons. The record is from RefSeq and is a predicted model, not a curated record.